Molecule: messenger RNA, 2265 nt
Organism: Oryzias latipes (Japanese medaka)
Lineage: Eukaryota; Metazoa; Chordata; Actinopteri; Beloniformes; Adrianichthyidae
Biological process (GO): regulation of DNA-templated transcription
Molecular function (GO): RNA polymerase II cis-regulatory region sequence-specific DNA binding; DNA-binding transcription factor activity, RNA polymerase II-specific
Source: RefSeq, a predicted model, not a curated record
GAACCAGAGUACCAGUCCUAUUCAUUUUAGACCCCUGCUGUUACACUCCGGUCCUGUAGGUGGCAGAACUACGCGGAGCGCCUCGGCGCGCCCGCCGCCAAAAUGCAUAUUUCACAGAAGAAAUAUUUUGCUUUUCGGAAGAAGAUCCCGACAAAGCGGCCCUGUUUUUCUUUUUAGACCCCAAUAAUAAAAGUUGAAUACAUUUAAAACCGACUAUGUACGCCAGGACGAACGCGGGCAGCGCGCAUGGAGACUUCCAGGACAGAAACGGAGUGAAUUACUCAUCGACAGAGUCUUUCGGCCACUGCUCGCAGUUGUUCUGGAAAAAAGACCCCAGCGAGUCCGGACCGAGUUCCACCAUCAGCUGGUGCGACCAGCUCCCCUCGUCGUCUGCAUCUCUGUCCGGCUCCAGCCUCUCCACAGCGUCCCUCUCCAGCGCCGCUCUCUCCAUGGAGUCCCAGGCGCCGGCGCCACAGCCGCCGCCGCCGUCCACGCCUGCCACCGCGGCGGCGGACGACACGGAAUCGGACGAGCGGCCGUACGUCUGCGACCUGUGCAACUGCGCCUACAAGCACGCCAGUUCGCUGCUGAACCACAAGCUCACCCACAAGACGGGCGACUUCAAGUGUGACUUCUGCAGCAAACCCUACACCAACUACAUGUCUCUGCGCAACCACAUGCGGAUUCACGGGCAGAAACGCUACAUGUGCGACCUGUGCGGCAAGGCCUUCCGGCUGGCGCGGUACCUACGGAACCACCAGAGGAUCCACGACGACGGGCCCAACCGCUUCGACUGUCCGUCCUGCUGCAAGAGCUACAGAACCAUGCUGGAGCUGGCUCAGCACCGCUGCACGGCCGCCGCCUCCAACCAGAACCGGUUCAACUGCCCGUCCUGCUUUAAGAGCUACAGAACCAUGCUGGACCUGGCCCAGCACCGCUGCAGCGCCGCCGCCAAAAACCAGACUGCAGGCCGGCGCUCCAACUUCUCGACGGCUCCUCGCCGUCAGCAGCAGCAGCAGCAGCAGCAGAAUAACGCCAUGAUGCCGCCACAGCACGCAGGACACCCCCAGCAAGAAGCUUUGCCCCCCCACUGCGUCUCACCCAUGUCCCAGGGGGGGCAGGGAGGCCAGCCUCUGCCAGACCCCCACCAGGUCCGUCCCAGCUCCGUGUCCUCUCAGAGCGGCCAGCAGAGCAUGAGAGGCUCCGCCUCCAACAAGCACGUCUCCCCCGGCGGCGGCGCGCCGUCUUCCUCCUACUCCCUGCUGCAGCCCCUGGUGUCUGAGGUGAAGGAGAUGAGCCCGGGGUACACCCGACUGAGCGCCAACCCCAUGCCGAAGCACCAGGACGCUUUCUCCCUGGCCCCCCAGCGGCCCCUCACGACCAUCAACCCCAUCGGCCACGCCCUCCAUCCCAACGGAGCCCCCUCGCUCAAGCCCCCCCCCGUGCCACGGACCAUCCAGGCCAUGCCCUGGGAGCAGCGCUCCCUCUACAAUCAAUGAGACUGCCGUUGACCCCGCCCCUGCCCCCCACCCGCCACUCAUUUGGGAGGACUCCUGGACCCCCCCCCCCUCGUUAGCUUGCUCCGGCCUGUGGCGUGGCGGCAGAUGAGGGGGGGGGGGGGGGCGCUGAACCAGCAGACUUUGAUUUUUAAGUAGUUAGGUUAAAAACAAUGUGCCCCCCCCCCCCACGUAUGAUCAUGUACUGAUAUAAGUUAAACUGUCUGUGCCCUUAACUGACCCCCCCAGGUAACAAUCUAUCAGCACCCCCACCCUGUGCUAGUUAUGAAAAUAUUUACCCCCCCCCCAGACCUUUUCAUUGUGUUGAAUGAAAAACCUAUUUUUACUCAAAGUGUUUUAAAUCCAGGUUCAAAGGUCAAUGUGACCCCCCUCCCCCCCUUCAGGAACCUUCAGGGUCCAGAACCGGAGCGGGUUCUGUUGGGGGGAGCAGCGUGGUCCUGUGUUUAGAGUGCUGCUUCCUGAGGACCCCCCCCACGCCCGCUGCAGCCCCCCCACAGUGUUACACCUUCGUCAGCAGCACUUUCAUCAGCAGCCCGACUGCUGACCCGACGGUUCCUUUGAGCGGGACCAGCUGAUGGACGGAUCCAGUACGUAGUUAGAUUCUGUUGAUCCAUUACCCACAAUCCCUCUGGCCUCGUCGUCUCUCUUUUUAAACGUGUAUUUUUAUUCCUUUCAUGUUUCUUUUCUUGUAAAGUGUCUUUGAGUAUUUAGAGAAGUGCUAUACAAAUAAAAUGUUUUAUUAUCACCA